Messenger RNA from Dinoponera quadriceps, 1465 nucleotides. It is a transcript of the gene Fdh, whose product is annotated as alcohol dehydrogenase class-3. Lineage: Eukaryota; Metazoa; Arthropoda; Insecta; Hymenoptera; Formicidae. Gene Ontology annotation, molecular function: S-(hydroxymethyl)glutathione dehydrogenase [NAD(P)+] activity; zinc ion binding. The record is from RefSeq and is a predicted model, not a curated record. Gene Ontology annotation, biological process: formaldehyde catabolic process. The coding region runs from base 160 to 1296 and encodes 378 amino acids. Gene Ontology annotation, cellular component: cytosol. The transcript has 7 exons.
CGCAAUAGUUCACAAGAGCAACGGAGUGUCUAAUUGACGAUCAUACGAUUCUUCGCUAGUAUUUGCCACGGGUGUUACUUUUUUCUCUUAGACUUUUGGUGUAAACAGCUUCCAGAAACACUUCAAAUCGAACGGGUGUACAGUGGAUUCGAAAGAACGAUGUCAGACACAGUUGGAAAGGUCAUCAAAUGUAAAGCUGCUGUGGCGUGGAAAGCAAAGGAACCUUUAUCCCUGGAGGAAGUCGAAGUAGCACCGCCAAAAGCACACGAAGUUCGCAUUAAGGUAGCAGCUAUAGCACUUUGCCAUACAGAUGCUUAUACUUUGGAUGGGUUGGAUCCAGAAGGAGUAUUUCCCUGUAUACUUGGUCAUGAAGGCAGUGGCAUUGUAGAAAGUGUCGGCGAGGGUGUCACUGAAUUUCAAUGCGGUGACCAUGUUGUGCCGCUUUACAUUCCUCAAUGUGGAGAUUGUAAGUUCUGCAAGUCGCCAAAGACGAAUCUGUGCAGCAAAAUCCGUGAGACUCAAGGCAAGGGUCUAAUGCCAGAUGGUACUUCUCGUUUCACAUGCAAGGGACAAACAAUUUCACAUUUCAUGGGCUGCUCUACCUUCUCUGAAUAUACGGUGGUGGCUGAUAUUUCACUUGCAAAGGUUACACCUGAAGCACCGUUGGACAAAAUAUGCCUCUUGGGCUGUGGCGUAUCUACAGGCUACGGUGCGGCUCUGAACACUGCGAAGGUAGAGCCUGGGAGCACCUGUGCUAUUUGGGGCUUGGGAGCUGUCGGUCUAGCUGUAGCACUCGGCUGCAAGAAAUCUGGCGCAUCUCGCAUCAUCGGGAUAGAUAUCAAUCCGGACAAAUUCGAGAGAUCUAAAAUCUUCGGAUGCACCGAAUUCGUUAACCCCAAAGACCACGACAAACCCAUCCAGCAGGUGUUAAUCGAGAUGACUGAUGGCGGGCUAGAUUACACCUUUGAAUGUGUCGGAAAUGUAAACACUAUGAGAGCCGCGUUGGAGUCCUGUCACAAAGGAUGGGGCACAUCCGUGAUAAUAGGAGUAGCACCGGCUGGACAGGAGAUUAGUACGAGGCCAUUUCAAUUAGUCACGGGUCGAGUAUGGAAGGGAACUGCAUUCGGCGGAUGGAAGUCAAAGCAGAGCGUACCAAAACUGGUGGAUGAAUAUCUGUCAAAGAAAUUACUUCUCGACGAAUUCAUCACGCACCAUUUCCCGUUCGGAAAAAUCAACGAAGGGUUCGAUCUGUUGCAUUCGGGAAAUUGUUUGAGAACCGUCAUCAAGUUCCAAUAGUAUGGUGGCCUACUGAUUUUGAUGUCUUCCGUGAUUUACAAAAAGAAAAUAUACUCGAUGGGGGACAAAUAUAAAUAUGUGUUUCUGGACUUUCUAUCGUUUGCUAUGUUUUGUAUGUAUCAAGUAACAGAAACAAAUGAAAUAUUCAAUAAAUUUUACAUCUAGCUUA